Molecule: messenger RNA, 2922 nt
Organism: Manihot esculenta (cassava)
Lineage: Eukaryota; Viridiplantae; Streptophyta; Magnoliopsida; Malpighiales; Euphorbiaceae
Product: putative pentatricopeptide repeat-containing protein At2g02150
Exons: 4
Coding region: 102-2438 (778 amino acids)
Molecular function (GO): protein binding
Source: RefSeq, a predicted model, not a curated record
CUUCCUCAUGACAUUAUUCCAUCGCCCAUAAACCCUAUUUCUUGUUAGCUCCAAGAGGAACACGCUGAAGCUAUGAACGUCCAUUGCCCCUCAAAAAAUAGAUGAAGAAGCUCAUAGCAGCAGCUAUCAUUUCCCUCUCCAAAAUGCUGGUUUCUCUGCGGAAUCUCUUUCAAACGGGUUGCCGGCUCGCUUUCAGAGUACGCCCUCCUUUCUGUUCAAACCCUAGUUCUCACUUCCCUUCUAUUUUUUCUUCACCAUCGACAAGACCACAUAGUUCCUUAAUUUAUUGUCCACUUGUCUUGUUGACUGGCUGCCUUUGCAUGCUCAGAUUCCCAUUUGUCACCCAAUCAAACCCCACUAAUUUUAUGGAUUAUCUAGACGAAGGAUUCAUCCGUAAAGCCAUUCAACAAGAUCAGUGGAAUCAUCCUGAAAUCGUUAAUUUCAUUGAUUCGUCUUUGGGCCCAAUAUGGGUGUCCAGGGUUUUGAUGGAACUAAAACAAGAUCCUGAAUUAGCAUUGAAAUUCUUCAGAUGGGUCAAAACCCGAUUUGGGUUUUGCCUAACAACAGAGUCCUAUUGUAUAUUGGUGCACAUUUUGUUUUAUGCUAGAAUGUACUUUGAAGCUAAUGGUGUUCUUAAGGAGUUGAUUUUGUCCGGACGGAUUUUGCCUGGUUUUGAUGUUUUUGAAGUUUUGUGGUCAACCAGAAAUGUCUGUCUUCAUGGUUUUGGUGUUUUUGAUGCUUUGUUUAGUGUUUUUAUUGAGUUAGGUAUGCUUGAGGAAGCUGGUCAAUGUUUUUCAAGGAUGACAAGGUUUAAUGUCUUGCCAAAAACAAGGUCAUGUAAUGCCCUUUUACAUAAGCUAUCAAUGACAGAGAAAGGAGAUUUCACAAGGAAAUUCUUUAGGGAUAUGGUUGGGGCUGGAAUUACCCCAUCAGUAUUUACAUAUAAUAUCAUGAUAGGUUACAUGUGCAAAAUAGGGGAUAUGAUAGCUGCUAGACGUUUAUUUGGCCAAAUGAAACAGAGGGGUUUGACACCAGACAUUGUCACAUAUAAUUCUCUUAUUGAUGGAUAUGGAAAGUUGGGGUUGUUGGAUGAAUCAGUUGGCCUAUUUGAGGAAAUGGAGGAUGUGGGUUGUGAACCUGAUGUGAUAACCUACAAUUCUUUGAUUAAUUGCUUUUGUAAAUAUGAACAAGUGCCUAGAGCUUUUGAGUUUUUUCUUGACAUGAAAAAUAAUGGAUUAAAACCUAACGUCAUUACUUAUAGUACAUUAAUCGAUGCUUUAUGCAAGGAGGGGAUGUUGCAACUAGCAAUUAAGUUUCUGGUGGACAUGAGACGUGUUGGUCUUUUGCCUAAUGAAUUCACAUAUACAUCUUUGAUCGAUGCAAACUGUAAAGCUGGUUAUUUGAAUGAUGCACUGAAGCUGGCUAAGGAGAUGUUGCAGGUGCAUGUUGACUUUAACGUUGUUACCUACACAACUUUACUAGAUGGCCUUUAUGAGGAAGGAAGGAUGAAUGAAGCAGAGGAACUAUUUAAAGCAAUGAUAAAAGAUGGGGUAGCUCCAAAUCUGAAAACUUAUACCACCCUUAUCCAUGGGAAUAUUAAGAUUAAGCAGUUCAAAAAUGCCAUGGAGUUUUUGAAAGAAAUGCAGGGGAAAAAUAUCAAACCUGAUUUAUUACUGUAUGGUACAAUUAUUUGGGGUCUUUGCAGUCAAAAUAAGUUUGAAGAAUGCAAUCGUUUGAUGGCUGAAAUGACAGGUUGUGGUAUUAAAGCAAACCCUGUCAUAUAUACGAUACUUAUGGAUGCUCAUUUCAAGGCGGGGAAGACCAUGGAGGCACUCGACCUUAUGCAAGAAAUGUCUGACACUGGCGUUGAGAUUACAAAUGUGACCUUUUGUGUAUUAGUUGAUGGAUUGUGUAAAAUGGGUUUGGUUCAAGAAGCAAAUGAUUACUUUUCUAGGAUGCCAGAAUUUGAUUUGCAGCCAAAUGUAGCUGUUUAUACUGCACUGAUCGAUGGUUUGUGCAAAAAUAAUUGCAUUGAAGUUGCAAAGAAGGUGUUUGAUGAAAUGCAGGGUAAAAAUAUGGUUCCGGAUAAAAUUGCAUACACUGCUUUAAUGCAUGGAAAUUUGAAACAUGGAGAAUUUCAAGAAGCUUUGAAUAUUAGGAGCAGGAUGUUGGAAUUAGGGAUGGAGCUUGAUCUGCUAGCCUACACUUCCCUGGUCUGGGGAUUUUCACAAGGUGGCUUAUUGCAACAAGCAAGAAAUUUUCUUGCUGAGAUGAUUGGUAAAGGUAUCGAUCCUGAUGAGAUUCUCUGUAUUUCUCUGUUGAGGAAGUAUUAUGAGCUUGGGAACAUAGAUGAAGCCGUAGAAUUGCAUGAUGAAUUGGUGAAGAAGGGCCUAAUAAAGGGCAGUAUUAAUUCUCUGGUUCCUAGUGUACAACCAUAAGACGGUAUCAUUUACAUGAUUAACAAGCAUAAGAAGCCAUGGAAUAAAUAUGUUUACAUGGGUACUUUUGAUUCCAAGACUAUGAAGGCAUAGUGUUUGAUACUGAUACAAUCAUACUCCUUUUUGCUUGACGAACUCUUUGUGGAUGCAAAAAUCUGCUAUCUGGAUGGGUUCUCAAUUUUUAAGUAUUUCCAGUGCCGGGAGAUGACUGUGAAGAAAGUUUGCACUGUGUUUGCUUGGUUCAUCUCUUCCAAAAGCACACUUAGAGGACACAUAUAAUAGGCGUCCUAAUUGUGAGAUUGGUAUCAAAAUUACAUGACAACAGGACAUUUUGUUGCUAUGUAGGCAAUCUGAAGACUCCUCUGACCAUUUUUAGUUGGUAGUCUAUUUGCCAAUGUCAAAUAGUUGGGGAGCAGGUGAUGCGGCAAUGAUUCUCAGGUAGGACAGGGGUUCCAAAUGAUUCAUCUUGCAGGCUGAAGGCUUC